AUGUCCUCACCCACUGUCUUUGUCUGCGGUGCCACAGGUGCCCAAGGAGGCGCCGUCUCCCACCACCUCGCAAAAGGCGCCAAAGUCCACACCGUAACCCGCAACGACACCUCCGAGGCGAGCCACAAACUACGAGCCGCUGGUGCCUCUAUAAUUCCGGGCAACUUCGACGACGAACAGUCCCUUCGUCAAAGAAUACAAGGCUGCACAGCUCUAUUCCUCAAUCUGGUGCCUGACUUCCAAGAUGAGAGCCACGAACUCAACCAGGCCCGCAGAAUCAUCGCCAUCGCGAAAGAAUCAGGCGUCCAACACAUCGUAUACUCCAGUGCAUUCGCCAUGAAUGAACCACAUCGCCUUCGACACUGGGACACCAACAAUCUCCUAGGCAAGACCCUCAUGUCAAAACAGGCUAUUAAGAAUGAAGUCUGCAGCGCUGGGUUCCCCUUCUACACUAUUCUCUGCCCGGGGAGCUUCAUGUCGAACUUCCUCCUUCCCCUCGUGAGGAUGUAUCCCGGUCUCGUAGACAAGGGCCAGUUCACCACGGCCUUGACGCCGGAAACGGAGGUUGCAAUGGUUGAUCCGAAUGAUAUUGGCCGAUUUUGCGCGGAGGCUGUGUUGGAUUCCGUUCGGUUUCACAAGGCCAAAAUCCCGCUUGCGUCAGAGCUGUUGACCGUCGAGGAUAUCUUGGGGGCUUUGUCGAGGGCUACGGGGAGACGGAUCACGGCACAUUUCCUGUCGUCCGAAGAGAUUGAGGAGCAGAGUGUGAUGAAUCCUGUUAUUUUGGGGGAGUUUGCUAUGCGUGAUAUUGCGCAAUUUGCUGAUAUUGAGGGCAUGAGGGCUUGGGGGUUUCCUUUGGGUUCCUUUGAGUCGUUCCUAGAGCGUGAGAUGGAAAGAGUCAAGCAGACGUAUGGUUUUUGA
Molecule: messenger RNA, 918 nt
Organism: Monascus purpureus
Lineage: Eukaryota; Fungi; Ascomycota; Eurotiomycetes; Eurotiales; Aspergillaceae
Source: the annotation of a GenBank genome assembly